AGUCCGACAGAAGCCAUGUGGGUGAUUGCGCUCCUUGCAUUCGGCGCUGUCGCCGCCGUGCCCUCCGAAAAGAAGAAGCUGAGCGACAAAGCGACGGCCCUGGCCGACCGCAGCACCAACCUGGCCUUCAGCCUCUACCAUGCGAUGGCCAAGGAUAAGAACACGGAGAACAUCCUCUUGUCUCCGGUGGUGGUGGCGUCCUCCCUUGGCCUGGUGUCCCUGGGGGGCAAGGCGGCCACGGCCUCCCAGGCCAAGGCCCUGCUCAGCGCCGACAAGCUGAACGACGACUACGUCCACAGCGGCCUGUCGGAGCUGCUGAGCCACGUGAGCAACUCCACGGCCCGCAACGUCACCUGGAAGAUCGGCAGCCGCCUCUACGGCCCCAGCUCCAUCACCUUCGCCGACGAUUUCGUGAAGAGCAGCAAGAAGCACUACAACUACGAGCACUCCAAGAUCAACUUCCGGGACAAGCGGAGCGCCGUCAAGUCCAUCAACGAGUGGGCGGCUCAGACCACCGACGGCAAGCUGCCCGAGGUCACCAAGGACGUGGACAAGACCGACGGGGCCUUGAUCGUCAACGCCAUGUUCUUCAAACCUCACUGGGACGAGAGAUUUCAUCACAAGAUGGUGGACAACCGGGGCUUUAUGGUCACCCGUUCUUUCACCGUGGGCGUUCCCAUGAUGCAUCGCACAGGCUUGUACCCCUAUUACAAUGACGAGGCGGAAAACCUCCAGAUUGUGGAGAUGCCCCUGGCCCACAAGCUGUCCAGCAUGAUCUUCAUCCUGCCAAACCACGUGGAGCCCCUGGAGCGCGUGGAGAAGAUGCUGACCAGGGAGCAGCUGAAGACCUGGGUGGGCAAGCUGAAGACGCGGUCGGUGGCCAUCUCCCUGCCCAAGGUCAGCCUGGAAGUCAGCCAUGACCUCCAUAAACACUUGGCUGAGCUCGGCUUAACCGAAGCCGUCGACAAGAACAAGGCUGACCUGUCCAAGAUUUCGGGCAAGAAGGAUCUCUACCUCGCCAAUGUUUUCCACGCGGCGGCCCUGGAGUGGGACACAGAGGGGAACCCCUACGAGGGCGACAUCUACGCGCGAGAAGAAAUGAAGAACCCCAAACUCUUCUACGCCGAUCACCCGUUCGUCUUCCUCAUCAAGGACAAUAAGACCAAUUCCAUCCUCUUCAUCGGCCGGCUAGUGAGACCCAAAGGGGACAAAAUGCGAGACGAAUUGUAGUGUGUGCAUGUGGCAAAAUU
Messenger RNA from Euleptes europaea (tarantolino), 1250 nucleotides. RefSeq names its product serpin family H member 1 (gene SERPINH1). Gene Ontology annotation, molecular function: collagen binding; serine-type endopeptidase inhibitor activity. Bases 16 to 1230 code for a protein of 404 amino acids. Gene Ontology annotation, cellular component: endoplasmic reticulum. The transcript has 4 exons. Gene Ontology annotation, biological process: negative regulation of endopeptidase activity; collagen fibril organization. The record is from RefSeq and is a predicted model, not a curated record. Lineage: Eukaryota; Metazoa; Chordata; Lepidosauria; Squamata; Sphaerodactylidae.